AUGGAGUUGCGCACUAUCGAAUCCCUGAAUCUACAUUCACACCCGUCUGAGAUUGAAGAAUGGUUCGAACGUUUUGAACUCUGGUGCAGCCUACGGCAUAACGGAAAACGGGAUCAAUCCAUAAUAUUCCUCAUGGUGGGUGGGAAAGAAAUGUAUUUUUGGCUGAAGAAUCUCGCUUUCCCCGACAAUCCGACCAAGCUACCAUUCCCGAUACUGAAACAAUUGCUUCUUGCCCACGUGAUUCCUGUUGAUUUCCAAGCUACUGAGAGGGUAAAAUUCAAUUCGUUAGUUCGUGCCGAGUCAAUGCCCUGUCGAGAUUUCAUCCUUUUGCUCAACAACCAGGCUUCCAAGUGUAAAUAUGGAGACAUACUGGAGGAGCAAUUGUGUGAUCGCCUUACUGCAGGCAUUAAAAAUAUGAAUCUCCAGAGAAAGUUGCUGGAAAAGAAAGAUCUGACAUUUUCCGAUGCUCGGAGGAUAUGUGAAUAG
This is a messenger RNA of Echinostoma caproni, 486 nucleotides long. NCBI's taxonomy places the organism in Eukaryota, Metazoa, Platyhelminthes, Trematoda, Plagiorchiida, Echinostomatidae. The record is from the annotation of a GenBank genome assembly.